Molecule: messenger RNA, 3254 nt
Organism: Ooceraea biroi (clonal raider ant)
Lineage: Eukaryota; Metazoa; Arthropoda; Insecta; Hymenoptera; Formicidae
Gene: Set
Product: NAP domain-containing protein SET
Biological process (GO): nucleosome assembly
Cellular component (GO): nucleus
Source: RefSeq, a predicted model, not a curated record
CGCAUUCGGUGUCAGCGUGACGAGAGCGAGCGCACACGGGAAAUAAACAGAGUGCGGCGCGUGUAGUGGUGGCAAGAGCGCGCGUUUAACAACCAUGUCGUCGCCGACCAAGAAGGCCAGGGAGCUGGAGGACCCGGGCUCGGGCGAGGGGGACGCACGGGACUACGACAUCGAGAUACAGAAAACCCUCGAGGAGAUCGACGGUUGUCAGAAUCAAAUCGAUGGCCUGAACGAGAAGGCCAGCGACGAGAUCCUCGAGGUCGAGAAGAAGUAUAACAAGCUGCGCAAGCCCUACUUCCAGAAGCGUAACGACAUCAUCAAGAGGAUACCCAACUUUUGGGUCACCGCUUUCGUAAACAACAAAGAAAUAGCGGAAAUACUAGAAGAGGACGAGGAGGACGCACUGAGAUUUUUAAACAAAUUAGAAGUCGAGGAAUUCGAGGACAUCAAAUCUGGCUAUAGGAUUAAUUUUUACUUCGACGAGAACCCAUAUUUUGAAAAUGAUGUUUUAACUAAGGAAUUUCAUUUAGGAUCUUCUGGAGAUCCAGCAUCUCAAAGUACGCCUAUUCGUUGGAAAGAGGGUGCGGAUUUAACAAAGAGGACAAAGACCAAAGCACCGUUGAAAGGACGCAAGAGGCCACUCAAACACAGAUCAUUCUUCGAUUGGUUCACGGAUCAUGGGGAUCCAAGCUCAGAUGAGAUAGCCGAACUAAUUAAGGAUGACAUGUGGCCUAACCCAUUGCAGUAUUACUUGGCUCCAGAUAUAGAUGUCGAGAAUGGCAUUGAGGUUGACGGUGAAGAGUGUGAAAGCGAAGAAGAGGAGGAAGAGGAAGACGGAGCAGACGAUGGUGACGAAGGAGGAGAGGGGGAGGAAGGGGAUGACAGUAUAGUCGUAGUCGAGGAUGAUGUCGACGAGGAUGACGACGAGGAGGAGGCUGUGAAUGACGAGGAUGACGGUGUUAACGAAGAGGAUGAUCUGUUGGUAGACGACGAGUGCGUGGAUCGCGAAGAGGGGGAGGAACCCGAAUAGAGUCGCAAACCGAUUUCCGACUAACAUCAUACUUCACAAACACUAUAAAAGAGGAAAAAACAAUGGAUGACAUUAUGCACGGAAUAAAUCAGCAGAGAAAAUCUACUGGACUGAAGAUAUAUUAUGCCAUAUGAAUAAAUCUCAGGAGACACACUUUCCCUCGAUCGUACGAACGUAGAACAGAAUUUAGAGGAUCUAGACUCUUUCGAUUGAGAACCCGUGUAUAAAAAUGCAGCCAUUUGUUAAGAUAUAUUGAAAGUGGUUUGAAGGGAAGGGGUCUGGAUUAGAUUAGAUAGGUCUCACUCUCGCGCACUCUUGAAAUCAGUAAAUCAGAACGUAAGACGAAUUCCUCAGUUAUAUUCAUAUGGCCUAGUCGUUCUCUCUUAAUAAGAUACGUGACGGAAAGAUGGUCGCUCGGUUCUUAAUAUUGCGAAUUUUACCGAUAAAUUAGGGGGCGUAUAAAAUAGGAGGCGCUAGGUGAGGAGUUUCCAUUUAAUUGCUUUCACGUGAAAAUUUAUUCUUUAGAUGAAUAUGACUUCCAGAGAACGAGGUGUCUUAAAUAGAAUUUUUGAGAGUGGCAAUUUGUAUCUUCUACUGCUACGCACGAGGUACACGAACUUUUACACAAGUACUAUCUUAUUAUUAUUUUUAAAUAAAAGGAAUAAUAGAAUAAAGAUUUUAUCUUUUGCUACAAUCCAGCCAACUUACAGGUAGAAUCAAUGUAUAUGCUGCUAUACAACGUACUACUUUUCGAUAGUGUUGAACAUUUUGCGCUCAAGUCACAAUUGUUAUUAACUCACAAUUCAAUUUUAUAGCGCUGUGAAUCACAAUUUUAUCGCGCCUUUUUUAUUUUGACAAUUUUGCAUAAUUUUAUACUUUAUUAAUAUGUAUAAUGAAAUUAUUAUAUUGUCUGAUUUAUAAGUUACACUAAAAAUUUACCCUAUACUAUCGUACAUUAUGUGAUUUUGGCUAUAUAACAUUAUAUAAAAUGUCUCCAAUAAAUGAGGACACAGAAAUUGUAUUAUGUAUUGUCGUAAUACUUUUAUUUGCGGCUGCGUCAUGUAGAGUUGUAGUUUUAUUACCUUCAAUAAUUUAAUUUGGUUGCGAAGUGAGAGUGACAAGUCGCUCUCGAGUAACGGUAAAAUGUUGCUCACGCGAUCUAAUUGAAUACUCGUCAUAGUAUCAUACAUGAUUUCUGCUAAAGGUUCCGACGUACUUGUUCCAUUUUUCAUGAUAUAAGUUUGAAUAUAUAUUUUAUAUUUGUUGUGUAUGUCCGUCGCGAGUUUGUCACGCUAAAAAAAAAACAUCUUAAUCUCGGUUCACCUCGUUCGUCUCUUCUUUCACUAAGUGUCACAUGAAUUUACUCAUUAUCACGUAAAAUAAGUGUUUCGCGAACAUUUCUCACGUUUGAUACAUUACUAUUAAUAGUGAUUUCACUUUACGAGAUUAUAGCGUUGCAUGCGUGAACAAAGGUGAAGUCAGCAUGAAAAGCCUCAACGGUGCUCUUACAACUUGCAUAUUUGACGUCAAUAGCGGAAACUGCUUAAUCGAAUACGAAUUAUUCAUCGCACAUCCACAAAUCGAAUCAAUAAAUCGAAUCUCGUUACUCCGCAUUCAUCGGAGCCUAGGAAGAAACAAGUAAUUACAUCUCGAAUAGAAAGCGCUAACUAGCCGAUUUGAUAAGAUAAGCUGUAAUUGUUUAAUUUUAGAACUAAGUACAACAGCGAUAUUUUUUUAAUUAAGACUACGUGCUGUCUUAUUACUUGAUUACAAUUCUGUCAGUAUUCAUUAGAAUUAAUAUGUAUUACUGCUAGCAUAUAUGUGUGUGAGAAAAAAUAUUGUCAAAAUUAUAGAAAUAAUAAGACCAAUAAGAUUCGUAUUUUAUCAUUAGACAUUUCUGUGUUGUGUAUAUAUAUUCACUGGUACCUAUCGAUUCGAUUCGCUACUUUAUCUGAGAAAGGAUAGUUAUUUGACUCCUCCUAGGGAGCAGCGAAUUAUAACGAAUUUCUUCAUCGCCUUUUUCACGGGGAUCCUGUCCUGAAAACUAUUUGUAUUUGGCUAUGUGAGAACAGUUCUUCCAACGCAUAAAAGAUAAAUAAAAAUGUAUCAGCGAGGACGCGCGAGAAAGAGAGAGCAUCAAGUGUAAAUCUCCUUUAUGUCAGACGACGUGCUCGUAUUACGCAAUCCUGCAACAAAUCAACCGAAUAAAGUUGCCAGUUUGAGA